Melopsittacus undulatus (budgerigar) is the source of this 1290-nucleotide messenger RNA. Its product is annotated as maestro heat-like repeat-containing protein family member 7. NCBI's taxonomy places the organism in Eukaryota, Metazoa, Chordata, Aves, Psittaciformes, Psittaculidae. The coding region runs from base 76 to 1290 and encodes 404 amino acids. The transcript has 11 exons. Gene Ontology annotation, cellular component: cytoplasm. The record is from RefSeq and is a predicted model, not a curated record.
CUCCUGUUCCGCUUCAGCGAGGACGGGACCAGCACCACGGCCCUGGAUGUGCUCCGGAACAUCUACAAGUACCUGAUGCAUCACAGAGAACGGCGAAAGCAGAAGCAAGUGGAAGAGCGCAGAUUGGAAUUAGACGCAAGCCCCCGAGUACUCACUAUGAAGUUUGCAGUGCUCCUGUUCCCACGGGAGCGGAUGGAGAUGGUCUGCGUGCUCAUCGAGGCCAUGAAGGACUCGAGCAUCUUCGACAGGAGGGUGGCAGAGAACAUCCUGGAGCUGGUCCUGCGUGACCCCGACUUCUGGCUGCUGGAGAUACCCAGCGUGGUGAGGAGCAUCCACGAAUGCCUGCGGAACAGCAGCAUAGAAGAGAUGUGGAGGAUGGAUGAGCUCAUCACCCUCAUGGCCAUCAAGUAUCCCAGGGAAUUGAUAGUCACCAUGGUCCUCAACGUGCCCUUGAGAGAGAGCUCCGACCUGGUCAUGUGGGACAUGGUCCUGAGCAUCUCCGAGCCCAUAGAAACCCUGCAGGAGCUGCUGGGAAUGAUCCAGGCAAGGAAACUGCAGCAGCUCCUGCCCCACAUCCUGGGCAGGCUCUGGGAUGUCACAGAGAAGCUCCAGAUAAAGGGCCUGCUCAUCCUACAGAAUGUGAUGAAGCACCUCUCGAGGGAGGAGGCCAGCCCCAUUGCUGUGGGGCUGGUGCAGGACCUGCGGCCCUUCUUUGAUGCAGGAUGCGAGCGGCUCCGGGCGCUCUCCAUCCGCCUGGUCUGCUUCCUCCUGGAGAUGAUGCUUGGAUGUGACUGGAGGAGGAUACGGAGCAAGACUUGGGAUCUGCUGCUCCCUGUCUUCUUCCAUCUAAAUGACAAAAGCCACAGCGUGGUCAAGGCUUCCCGGAAAGCUCUCCUUGCUGUGGCGACGCUCCUGGGAUGGGAAGACCUCCAGCACCUAUUGGAGACCAAGCAGAUGUGGAGGGUUAUGGAAUGCUUGGUGAAGCGGAGCAGGAAGAGGAUGCAGGCAUGCCUGCACCACAGCCUGCAGUACCUGCGGGAUGCUCAGGUCCCCCUGCGAGAGGCAGCCGUCAGGUUCAUUGGAUUGGCUGCGCGGCCCCUAAGAGGGGAAAGCUCCGGGACACUGGAGGAGAUCUGCAGAGCCCUGGAAAUGCUGAUGGAAGAGGCCGAUCCCGAACUCCGUUCCCUGACGGCUCAGACCCUGCUCAUCCUCCGGAGCACACCGGAGCAGCAGAACCUGGGAUGCAGCCUGUGGGCGCUCUGGUGCUGGGAACGGCGCAGUUUUCCUUAG